Wyeomyia smithii (pitcher-plant mosquito) is the source of this 3037-nucleotide messenger RNA. Its product is annotated as gastrula zinc finger protein XlCGF26.1-like. The record is from RefSeq and is a predicted model, not a curated record. Gene Ontology annotation, molecular function: RNA polymerase II cis-regulatory region sequence-specific DNA binding; DNA-binding transcription activator activity, RNA polymerase II-specific; DNA-binding transcription repressor activity, RNA polymerase II-specific. Gene Ontology annotation, cellular component: nucleus. Gene Ontology annotation, biological process: regulation of transcription by RNA polymerase II. The coding region runs from base 495 to 1292 and encodes 265 amino acids. The transcript is spliced from 9 exons. Lineage: Eukaryota; Metazoa; Arthropoda; Insecta; Diptera; Culicidae.
GUAAACAAACAAUUUUCAUCUAAAAGUCCUGCGCUGCUGAUAAGAAAUAGGGCUGAGAGUGUGCAUUGAGUAAGUAAGAGAAUGCAGGGGAUUUUUCGUGAUACACCAACACCUUCGCAGGAUUGCGAGCAUUGAUUAAAACAUAACCCUAAUAAAUUUUUGCUGCUGUUGCUGGUCUGUCCAUCCGAUGGCUCUUGAAUGUUUAUUUUUCCGCGACGAGAUUGCAUUGAAGUUGUUGUUGGAUGUUUCAUUUGUUGUUGUGAAUCGUUUGUUUUGAUACCGGUUUUUUGCAUGUUUCGGCAAUGGAUGUAGAAGGGCUGCAUGGUCACUUUUUCGUUUUUGCUGCACAAAACUCUGACGGUGUCAACUGAUUGCCGGGUGGAUAACUGUACCCGUAGAUGGCUGUGAUAACACAUCUGAACUAAAUUAAGCGCACUAAUCUAACGGAGCAGGAAACGCUUCGAGUCAAAUUCUAGUUUUAACAUUUACCCGCAAUGGAAACGACAAAUUCGGCACUGAACACAUCUAACACGGCAGUCACUAGCAUGCAGAUGCCCCCGGAGUCAUCGCCGAUGAAGGUCAAUUGUCUCAGUAAACCUUUCCAAUGUACAGAAUGCGAUAAACAAUUCCGGCAGCUGAGUACGCUGACUAAUCAUAUGAAAAUCCAUACCGGUGAUAAGCCCUACAAAUGCCCUGUAUGUUCGAAAGAAUUUCGACAAACCACGACGCUAUCUAAUCAUUUGAAGAUACACACAGGUGAAAAGCCGUUCCAUUGCACGUACUGCGGCAAACAGUUUCGACAGCUGAGCACACUUUCCAAUCAUCUCAAAAUACACUCAGGAGAGAAACCCUACGAGUGUUCAGUCUGUGGCAAACAAUUCCGACAGAGCAGUACACUAAACAGCCACAUCCGUAUUCACUCGGAUGACAAGUUUUCUGUGAAACCCUUCAAAUGCAAUGUUUGUCCCAAGGAGUUUCGGCAGAUAACAACUCUGUCAAACCACCUGAAAAUUCACACCGGUGAAAAACCUUACUUGUGUGGAUAUUGCAAUAAAAGUUUUAGACAGACAGGAACGCUUUCAAAUCAUCUUAAAAUACAUACCGGCGAAAAGCCGUACGAAUGCUCUGUGUGCCGAAAACAGUUUCGACAGUCUAGUACGCUGAAUUCUCACAUUCGAAUCCACGCGGAUGAUAAGAUCUGUAAAAUUUCCCCCUCUCCGCUGCCGACCACUGUGACCACAAUUACGAUGAAGCUCGAAGACAUAAAGCCGCCGCUGUAUACGAUGAUUUAGGUAUGCAAAACAUCGCGGCACCCUCUGAUUAAGGUAGUUUAGCGAAUGCCCAGGUUGGCGUCGCAGUAGCAGCCAUCUUUUUCGUUAUCCAUCGUUAGGUUAUUUGAAGUGAUUUGCUCUGCAUGUUAGAGAAAAAGAGGAUAACAAAGGUUGCACUCUUUGACUUGAGAUUUCAUCAAUUUUAAUUAUACUUGUACAUCAGAAUCUUGAGAGGUGUUCGCAAUUACUACGUAUUGAUUUAUUUAGUAAACAGUAAACAGAUAUUGCUAUUAAUAAUUUCAUGGCAUUAAAAUGUAUUCCUUUUCUGGGCUGCUGUGCUAGAGUGACUAGCCCAACGAAUUUUCAAAAUUUGAAGCAAUUGUAGACAGAGUCAACAUCGAUGGUAACGCUUAUUUCAUUUUACCUUUUUUAUGAGAAUAAAGAUUUCUCAAAAGCUAGUUGUUGCUUAGUAAUGGUUUUGUUUCGUUAAAAUUAAACUAAGUAGAAGUGUCAGUAGCGUUUUUUAGUUUCAGGUUUCUGAGAGAAAUUCAUUGAAAGACUUGACUGGUUAAACGAAUUUUUAUAGUCCGGACCUCCUGUCAGUCUGCGACAAUAAUGGCCACUUGAACUUGCUGAAAGAAGAUGUAACUUGCAAGAAAGCAGACAAAAAUGAACUCGAUGCGUGAGUGAGUUUUAAUUUUAUUAAACUGUUUCUAACAACCUGCGUACGAACUGCUACAGAUUGGAACACUUUUUUGUACGUUAAAAGCAUGGAAAAGGUCCUCGGCGAUGGUAAAGUAUGGACAACAACUCAACAUUAAACUUUUAAUGUAAAGUAAAAGUUUAAAAGGUAAAGAUUCGAAACGUAUCUUCUACAGGGCCAUAAUUAUAUUAUUAAAACAAUAUAAAUUACGAAAAACAAAUUAUUGUACUGUGUAUUAUUAUACAUGAUAACAAUUAUAUAAUAAACAUUGAUUAAAAGUAAACUCUGAUGCAGAAAUAAAAAGGCAGUAGGUUUUUCAGAACAAAGCAUAGAGAAAAAAAAAACAAACAAAAAAUAACCAACUAUCAGUGCACCGGCAUCAGUAGCUUCCCUGGUACUUUUACGAAAAGGGUAUGUGAUAUACAAAGAAUGAUCGGGUAAUAAAGUUAUUGAAGACCAUGUCGUGUAAACACACAGGCCAAAACCAAUAUUUUGGUAUCAUGAUUCGAGUUUGAAAAGUCGGGUAAAACAAAAACAAAGAUCUGCAGCAGGGGAAAGAACACCGGUGCGGAAUAUUAAUUUAUUAACCAUCAAUCAAUGCUUGCAAUCAGGUGUAGAUCAGGAGUCAUCACUAGAAGAGAGGUAGAAAACAAGUGAGAGAGGAAGCAGGAAAACUGCUUCGAACAUUUUGAACCACACGCAAUCAUAUACCAUACCAACCAUUCAGCAGAGCAUAAUAUGAACUGUAGGCGAGGAGAGGUCAGGUGCAGCGGAUACAAACACUGUUCCUAAUAAGCAUCCCUUAGUCAGAGAUAGCGAAGAAUAAAUGAAAUAAUGAAUCCUUCAGGAAGGACGCACAUACGGCGGGCGGGGCGGACGAGUGUAACUCGAGUGUUUCGAAUAUUUCUCAAAUACAGGAAAGAUAACUCUAGCAUUGAGGGUAAACGGCUAAACAUUGAACUGCGAGUGCGAAAGAGAGAACGAGCGUAACUGCUAUAUAUAUUAUGCGAAAACGAAAGUAUAUAUAUUAUGUGAAUAAUAAAUGUUUUUUUUUACAAAAUCA